AUGGCUGUUUUAUGGCUUACCCAGUUUAUGAUUGUUACUCUGAACAUCCUUUUGGGAAUCCUAUUUGUCCUGGCAAACAAAGACUUUUGUGGAAGCGCUUUUGAAACUCAAGUCGGUGAGUAAAUGUUUCAAAAAAAAAAACCCAAACCAAAAAAAUGAAAGAAAAAAACAUUUUUACACUCUCUAUCUUUAGCUGGUAACUACAAAUAACGCUUUUUUCCUUUCAGACCAUACCUUGGUGGGUCAUGUUAUUCAGACAAAUGUUGUUGUGGACGAGUUUGAAUGCCAGUUAAAAUGUAUGGGAAAUAACAGCUGUAAGUCGAUCAAUGUUCAUCGCGGUGACAGCAAUGGAAAACGUAGCUGUGAGUUGAAUAAUAAAACACGGCAGAUGAAGCCAGGUCAUUUUAAAAAGAAAAAAGGAUCUACAUACUAUAGCUCUGUUCAGGUGGGUUCUGGGUUGAGCAGGUUUGUUGAUAACUUUCCUAUGUAAUUCACUGCCAAGAUCAAUGUUUCGGUACUACUGCUAUAUACUAAUGAAAACUGAGAGAAUCAAUUGUUAUUGGCUUAUAAGUAGGCGUUCACUUCGUAAAUAGAACACCAGACAGUUUAAAAUCUCGGGCAAACGUUUCUCCAAACGAGUUUUAGCUAUCUUCAUCAUUUUGCAAUUCCCGUUUUACAACAACCCGCGAACUAAAAGGUUUCUUUUCUGCUUACAAAGUGUGUUCUGAGUGUUGACAUUAGUGUAGGGGCAACGUCAAAUUUCCUUUUUGAAAGUGCAUAUUAAGCGUCUGAAUACUGAUAACGAGAAAACAAGCUUUGUUUACUCUGAGCAACGAUCGAUGGCAGAACGGGAGGAAAAAAGUUCACCUGUCUGUCUUACUAAUCAGGCCUCCUGCUUGGAUGUUUCUCGCGGGCGAAAAUAA
Molecule: messenger RNA, 923 nt
Organism: Pocillopora meandrina
Lineage: Eukaryota; Metazoa; Cnidaria; Anthozoa; Scleractinia; Pocilloporidae
Source: the annotation of a GenBank genome assembly